Molecule: messenger RNA, 2226 nt
Organism: Guillardia theta CCMP2712
Lineage: Eukaryota; Cryptophyceae; Pyrenomonadales; Geminigeraceae
Exons: 17
Coding region: 1-2226 (741 amino acids)
Source: RefSeq, a predicted model, not a curated record
AUGCGUCCAGGAGUCAACGGCAAGGCUUGUCUCCAGCGACAGCAUGGCUUGCAGAUCUUGUGGACUACCAUCGCUGUCCUGGCUCUCAUCUCCGCUACCGUAGGCGCAGAUGAUUGCAUCAAGCUCACAAACUCGAGCUUUGCCAUGUUGUGGGCUGGUUCAGUCAUUGACCUUGACCCCUCCAUGCAUUUCCACACCAAGAGAUACAACUUGAGAGUCAGAGACGCUCCUGAAAAUAUCCUCUUGACCACCCAAGGACUGUCGGUGAAAGUGAUCGGCCGACCGAUCCUCGUUAAGCUAGCAGCCACCAACGACUCGCUGACGGAGCACGAGUUUGCGUUUGACGCUCCUCCUCUCCGGCUGCAGCAGCCAGGCAAGCAGCUGCAGAACAUUCGCAUGGAACCAGCCAAGAGAUCAGUUGCCCUCGUUCCGUCAGAAGCCUUCCAGUUGUUCGGAAGCCACAGCUGCUCGUGUGUUGAGAGGGGAGGAACACAGGACGAGAUGGACAGCAUCAGUUGCUACACAGACUGUGAGAUGAGAAUGUUUGUCGACGGGAAGCUGGCGACAACAAGGUUUGAGGAUGAGAGUGGAAGGUGUUUACCUCCUUCCGUCCUCACAGGAGCUGCGGGCCAAGGAGUUCAUCACGUGUCGGCGGAUCUUUUCAAGCUCAACCAUUUCCCGCUAUCAUCCACGUCCAUCUCCAGCUUCAGCAUCGGCCGAGGCAGCGACCGCUUCCACAACAUGUACCAGCACUACAGCAAGUCGCACGCCAUGUCCAGGGCAGCCGCGAGCCUCUGCUCCCCUGCUCACACCCAGCCAGACUGGGAGGCAGGAAGGUGCAUGCGGGCGCUGGUGUACUCCUGUCCUCCUCAGCACACCUGCGGGGGGCUGGCAGACAGGAUCAAAGGCAUUCUGUCAUCCUUCCUCCUCGCCAUCCUAUCCGGGAGAUCGUUCUUCAUCGACUUCUCCUCUCCCUUUCCCCUUCACGACGCUCUGAGGACGAGGACGAUCGACUGGAGGCUGGAGGGAGUGGAGGCGCUGGAGCCGGUCAUGGCAGCUUACAGGCGCUUGGAGAAGUCGCCGUCGACGUCGUUCGUGGUGGAGGACAGCAGGAUUGAGUAUCGCGAUGUGACGUCAGUCUCGUCCUUCAAGACGUUUGCGACGGAGCUGGAGGAUGGGUCGAGUCAACCCGUUUGGAUCAUGACGACCAAUAUCGCCAUGUACAAGACUCUGCUGACUGGCAGGCAGACCCGCAGGCUGAUGGAACUGGCCGGCUUGUACCCAUCACCCACGUCGCAUCUUUUCCGCAAGUUGUUCAACAUGUCCGAAGAGCUCCAAUCUUUCAUCUCCGACCAGAUCGGAAGGCUCAAACCUCAAUGGUCGGAGGAGCUUCUCCGGAGGAAGCAGCGGUGGUUGGCACGUGGAGGGAAUAAGGAGGAGGAGGAGGAGGAGGAUCGAGGGCAGGCGGAAAGGGGAUGGAGAGGAGAGGAGCAAGACUCUCAGGUCUUUGUACUGCAACUGAGGACAAACUAUGAAAAGAGAUGGAGGGACCCUCACAAUGUUGGAUUGGAGGACAUUCCCUCCAUGCUCGCGUGCUUGAGAUCGAGGAUAGGAUGGGAUCGCCACGUGCUGCACGACGACGUGACUGUUGUGAUCUCAGACAGCCAGAAGAUGAAGGAAGAGACGAUGAAACAAGCUGCGUCCGGAGCGCAGCAGCAGCAGCAGCAGCAGCAGCAGCAGCAGCAGCAGCCGCCGCCGCAAGAAUCUUCUCUGUAUCGCAAGAAUAGUGCAGUGAGAGAAAAUAUGACAGGGAACAAGACAGAGAGGAGGAGGAGGAAGAGGAAGAGGAACGAGCAGGAGCAGGAGCAGGAGCAGGAGCAGGAGCAGGAGCAGGAGCAGGAGCAGGAGCAGGAGCAGGAGCAGGAGCAGGAGCAGGAGCAGGAGCAGGAGCAGGAGCAGGAGGAAGAGCAGGAGCAGGAGCAGGAGCAGGAGGAAGAGAAGGAGGAGGAGGAGGUCGCUCGGGCUGACCGGCCGACUGCAGAGCAGUACAACACGUCCAAGUUCAUCAUGUUCGACAUCCCAAGGAUUGUCCACAUCGACCGUGAUGACGUCACGGUCGCCUCCCAACAUUAUCACUGGGUCUUCCUUGAGUUCUUCGUCAUGACCUGGGAGUUCUACGACGACCCUGCGUUAUCACCAGAGGUUCCCCUUGACUUGAGCAACUGA